AUGGACGCAAUUCAAUACUAAGUCAUACCGAAUGCUAAUUUAUCGAAAAUCUACUUCGAUGUUGUAGAGUUGAUAAAGAGUGGCAUUGAUCCUGUUUAAUAACCAGUAUCAUUUAUACUUAAUUAGAAUAGACAAUAACAAAAGAUUGUAUUCAUAUUUAAAAUCAUGAUAUAUUAAGUUUUUCAUAAGCAUUAUAAUAAAUAAGGGAAAGAGGAUUUGCCUAAUGUACUUGUGGAAAAAAAGCAUAUUCAAUAUAAGAUCUUAGAAAAGACAUCAGAGGAAUUGUGCGAGAAAAAUUUCAUCCAUUAACUUAAAUUGUCUAAGUCAUCGAAGGAAUACUGACCCACAAAUAUUAGAGGAAGAAAUUCUAUACAGAUACCAUUUUUAACAACUAACAAAAUAUUGAACAUAAGAAUUUUAUCAGUGCACUUUAUAAUAAAUAUCAUAUCUCGAAUUCAAUUUCGACUUUGAUUAAAAAUUUAGGUUUUUAAGGAUCCUACUAUGAUUUCUGGGCUUAUUGCUUAUUAGACAAGAUUAAAAUCACUAUUCCUACAAGAAUAUUAAAUUGUCAACAUCCUGCAUGUUACGAGUUAACAAGCAUUCUAAGGUAUUAGUAGAACUGUGGACAAAAUAGACAAGACGUUGAAAUGGUGACAGAUAUUAAUGAUUAAAGUAUUGUUUUUCAUUGUCAUUAUCCUGGUUGUGAAAAUAAAAUAGAUAUUUCGACUUUCUCACUUAUGUUGAAUUCAUUAUUUAUAGAUUAAGAAUUAUUAGAUAUUUUAAACUCUGCUCCAUCGAUCUAAUUUAAAUUUCAAUAUGACCUUAAAAAGAACACAUUUAAAAAUGAUUUCUAAAAUAAGGAUCUUUACAUUUAAGAUAUAUCCCCAAAUUUUGAUGAUGCAACAUACAAAUCUAUAAUGCUUUAAAUACAAUCGAUUAUAUAAUUAAAUCUAAGUGAUGAUAUUUAAACAAAGUUAAAUCAAUAGAAGUAUUAAGUAAGAAAAAUUAAUUUGACCGAUCCAAUUAAUUCAAAAUAAGUUGAAUUUCCUGUUAGAUGCAUCAAAUGCCCAGAUUUUAACCGAUGUGCAGAUAUUAGGUCUUAUGUUGCUUAUUUUUUCAAAGAAAAAAAAUCUUAACUUCGCUCUACUUCAAUAUAAUGCCCAAUUUGCAAGAAUGUUCUUCAGACUAGCACAGGAUAGUUGAAUAACCUGAUUUACUUUGAUUAAAAUAUCAUUUCUAGAAUGUUUAAAGACUCUAGCAUCAAUGAUAAUAAAUUAUUUGAUUAUGAUGGAAAACAAUAUAUGUUGGAUGAAUUUCUAUCCAAAUAAAAGUUUAGUAAAAAGAGCUAUACAUAAAUUUUGAAAUAGAAAAAGGAUAGCAAUGGUGAAUUUAUAAAAGAAGUUAAGUUUAGCGCAUUGAAAUGUACUGUAAAUCCAAAUAGACGACUUCAGUACCCAUUAAUAAUCAAGAACUGCAAAAAGAAUUCUUAUAUAGAUUUUGAAUCAUUUUAUGAAAAAUUGGCUGAGUGUUAAUUCCAAAUUCCUGCUGAGGGACUUCAAUUAUGUCGUUGUUAAGAAUAUUGUAGUCAAUAUCCUGUGAAAAAAUUUACAACUAGUGUUUUUUAUCAUGAAGCCCUUGGAGAAGCUUUAUAAUAAUUAAGGAAGGAUAAUGUCUAUCCUGAAAAAUUUAAAUAUAAUUUUGAAGAAGGCAAGUUCAUUCUAGUUUAUCAAAGAUAGAAUAGUUCUGAAGCAGAUAGCGGAUUCGAUCGAACGAUUAUCAAUGAGGGAAGGUUUAAUGUAGGAUUUAUAGAUUUAUUAACAGACUAAGAGUAUUAAGAAGCAUUCUAACCAAGAAUUGUAAUGGGAAGGUAGUAAUAACUUAUUUAAAUGAGCUAAAAUAUUACUGAAAACUUACAAGCAGUUCAUACUGCUAGAGGUCUUGAAAUUAAUGUGGAUUAAGAGGUCGAGAGGAUAAAUAACGAUGUAAAUUCGGAAAUGAAGAGUUAUAAUUUUAAAUUAUUUUCAAUGUAAGUGGAUAUGAAUGAUGAACAAAUUAAAAUAAAUAGAGGAUAGGUUAGAUCUUUAAAUUACAAAGAUCAGUGAGAUUAAAUUAAAACAUUAAAUAUGCAUAGAA
Molecule: messenger RNA, 2133 nt
Organism: Paramecium octaurelia
Lineage: Eukaryota; Ciliophora; Oligohymenophorea; Peniculida; Parameciidae
Source: the annotation of a GenBank genome assembly